Molecule: messenger RNA, 2853 nt
Organism: Ipomoea triloba (trilobed morning glory)
Lineage: Eukaryota; Viridiplantae; Streptophyta; Magnoliopsida; Solanales; Convolvulaceae
Product: BEL1-like homeodomain protein 4
Exons: 6
Coding region: 517-2592 (691 amino acids)
Biological process (GO): regulation of transcription by RNA polymerase II
Molecular function (GO): DNA-binding transcription factor activity, RNA polymerase II-specific; RNA polymerase II cis-regulatory region sequence-specific DNA binding
Source: RefSeq, a predicted model, not a curated record
UAGAAAAGGUUGGUGAAAGCGAAGUGGGAGAGAAGAAGCUAAGGAGAAGAAGCAGCAGCAGCAGAAAGAAAGAAGGCGACCUUAGCUUUAAUUUUCUUCUGAGCUUUCUCUCCUUUCAUUAUCUAUCUUCAAUUCCCACAUAUAUCCAUCCCAGCCUGAUCGAUGGCCUGAAUUUCUUGUUGGAUUGGGAAAUCAGUAUGCUUUACUGUACUCUAUAUUUGAUUAUAAUAUCAAAGAGGGGAUUAAAGAUUAGAGAUUGAAGAUUCCUUGUUUACAACACUUGAAGCGCAAGGAUCAUCGCAGUUCACAUGUUCAGAGUCUUGUUCUCUUUCACUGCCAGUGAGAAAAUGAUGUUUCUGGGCUUCUGCACCUUUCUGUCAAGAUCUAUCCAUCUUUGCUUCGUUUACAGGUUCGAGAGGAGAAAAGGGUUCAGAGAUUUAUGAUUCUACUAAAAUUGAAGUUGUGUUUUAACCCGAGAACACCGGUACUAGGUUUUGGUUUCAACGGAAUUAUUCCAUGUCCCAAGGAUACCCUCAUCACCACCAGGAAUUUUACGGUUCCCAGAAUGAUUAUCACCAGAGAUCGGCCUCCGCCGCCGCCGCUGCUGCGGCGGCGGCGUCGUCUAUGAGAUUUGAAACGCCGCCGCCGCAAAUUCCGCUUCAAGUGGACGAACCGCCGCCGCCGACGUAUGACGGCGGCGGCGGAAUUCUGGCGGAGAUGAUCAAUUACCCUCCAGAGUGGCGGAAAGCUGCCACCGAAAUCUUGGAUGAUCAGAUCCAAUCAUCCUUCAGGGCGUCAUGGCCUCGUCAAAAAGAACAACACCUGUCAGUGAACGAAGCACUUCCCUUCAUGAAUCUUCACAUAAAACCUUCAUCUCCGCCGCCGCCGCAACGGCCGUCUUCUUCCGCUCUUCACAUACUCAACAACCCCAACUCCGCCGCCGGAUCUGAGCUGAGCCACCACGGCGGCUAUCAUCAUAUGCUGAGCCCGCUGAACAUGGACGCGGCGGCGCCGUCGCAGUUCACGUGGAUUCCGGGCGGCGGCGGCGCCGCCGCCGCCGCCGCCGAGAACGAUUCGGCGAAAAUUCGGAGCAUAAUAGAGGCGCAAGGGCUGUCGUUAUCCUUAUCGUCUUCCCUGAGAAACAUGGAAGCCGCGAAGCUUGAGGAGAUGAGGAUAGGAAACGGCGCGGCGGCGAUUAAUUACCUGCAUAAUCAAGGGUUAUUAGAGGCUAAUAAUGCUGCUAAUUAUCAUAAUCCCCACCCGCAACUGUUACAUUCAGGAUUGGCUAUGGAUCUCCCGCCCAACACACAAGUCCACGUCGGAUACGCCGCCACCAACGUCCUCCGUGGCUCCCGCUACCUGAAGGCGGCGCAGGAGCUUCUAGAAGAAUUCUGCUGCGUGGGAAGAGGGCACUUCAAGAACCAAAGGGCCAAGAAGAAUGAGAGCGGAGGAAACCCUAAUUCCAACGCGGCCGCCGCCGAAAGCGGGAAUUCUCCGGCGGGAUCUUCUUCUUCAAAGGAGCAGCCGCCGCCGCUUUCCGCCGCCGACCGGUCGGAAUAUCAGAGGAGGAAAAUCAAGCUCCUAUCUAUGCUUGAUGAGGUGGACGGGAGAUAUGCGCGGUACUGCGAUCAAAUGCAGGUGAUGGUGACGUCAUUCGACACGGUGCUGGGCUACGGGGCGGCGGCGCCGUACACGACGCUGGCGCAGAAGGCGAUGUCUCGGCAUUUCCGGUGCAUAAAGGACGCGAUAAUGGUGCAGAUGAAGGAGACGUAUAGGGUGCUGGGGGAGAAGGACCCGACGGGGUCUUCGGGGCUGACUAAAGGGGAGACGCCGCGGCUGAGAAUGCUGGACCAGAAGUUCCGGCAACAGAAGGCGCUGAAUCAGAUGGGGAUGAUGGAUUCCGAGGCCUGGCGGCCGCAGAGAGGGCUGCCGGAGAGAUCUGUCAAUGUUCUCCGGGCUUGGCUCUUCGAGCAUUUCCUUCACCCGUACCCAAGUGAAGCAGACAAGCAUUUGUUGUCUCGGCAGACUGGUUUAUCCAAGAAUCAGGUUUCGAAUUGGUUCAUUAAUGCUAGGGUUAGGUUGUGGAAGCCGAUGGUGGAGGAGAUGUACCAGCAAGAAUCCAAGGAGGAAGAGGCGGAGGAGCAAGAAAACGCGGCGGCACAGUCCCCAACGCCUGACGACACUAGUAGUGGUGGCAAUAAGGGCAUCACUGCCACCGCGACAACGACAACCACAACAAUUCCGUCGCCACGUGGCAGAAGAUCCGAAUUUAUUGCAACAGAAAACGACCCUUCACGGGGCUACGCCAUCGCCAAUUAUUCAUCCUCCUCCUCCUCCAGGCCUCACCAAUACGCCUUGGGAAACCCGACGGCGACGGCGACGACGGUGCCGCAUCUUCCGGAUACCGCUUCCCCGCCGCGCUGGGAGCCCGGGCUGCACGGCUGGGGAGUGGUGGUGGACGGCGGCGACGUUAGGCUCGGGGCGGCGGCGCAGUCCACCGGAGACGUGUCCCUCACUUUGGGGCUCCGGCACUCGGAAAAUGUGCCCAGGAAUACCAGGCAGCUCUCCAUUAGAGACUUUGGAGCCUUUUGAAUUUGCUGGUGUGAUUGAUGGAUAUCAUUAAAUUAAAUUAAAAACACAUAUCCUAUACUUUAAAGGUAUGAUAAUGACAAUAUAAUGGUGAUAUUAGCCUAUUGGAGUUGGUAUUAAUUGUAAAAAAAAAAACACAAAUGAGAAUUGUAUUCUUACUUAUUUGGUUUGUUUUCCUUUUGGUAUGGUGGUUACAUAUUGUAGGGCUUGUAAUUUAUUUAUUUUUAUAAAAAGUCAAGUGAAUAUGAGUUUUUGUAAGAUAUA